CGAAGGCUUCCAUUCUGGCAAACCUCCAUUCCUAUCCAGAGACCUGAAGUUCCUCUCGUUUCUCUCUUUCGAGCGACAAUUUGAGUAUAAUUCUUUUCUGUUUAUUGAGAGUGAGAGAGAGAGAGAGAGAGAGAGAGAUUUCUGAUCUUCGUUCGUUGUAUGUACUACGCGUUUUGUGAUAGGAACGAUGAACGACGACGGGAAGAAAGGAGAUCAAAACUUGGAAACUCCAUUUCAUGUUGUUCAUAAGCUUCCUGCUGGUGAUAGUCCCUAUGUUCGAGCUAAACACGUCCAGCUCGUUCAGAAGGAUCCAGAAGCAGCCAUAGUUCUAUUUUGGAAGGCAAUCAAUGCAGGAGAUAGGGUAGAUAGUGCUCUUAAAGACAUGGCAGUUGUCAUGAAACAGCAAGACAGAGCAGAAGAAGCCAUUGAAGCUAUAAAUUCUUUCAGGGAUCGCUGCUCCAAACAAGCUCAAGAGUCAUUGGACAAUGUUCUCAUUGACUUGUACAAGAAAUGUGGAAGAGUUGAGGAGCAGAUAGAUCUGUUGAAGCAGAAACUUCGAAUGAUUAAUCAAGGAGAAGCCUUCAAUGGAAAGGCCACAAAGACAGCUCGGUCUCACGGAAAGAAGUUUCAGGUCACCAUUAGGCAAGAGACUUCAAGGAUACUGGGGAACUUAGGAUGGGCAUAUAUGCAGCAAGAGAACCACAAAGCAGCAGAAGUUGUAUAUCAAAAGGCACAAAUCAUAGAUCCAGAUGCUAACAAGGCUUGCAACUUAAGCUUAUGUUUAAUGAAGCAAGCUCGAUAUUCAGAAGCAAGGGCGGUGCUAGAACAAGUGCUACAUGACAAAGUUGGAGGAUCCAACGACCAAAAAUCAAGAAAACGAGCUGAAGAAUUAAUGAAGGAAUUGGAAGAAGCGGAAUCGGCAAACAAGUUGUUGAUGAUGGGUUUGAGUAGUGGGGGAAGUGAAGAUUAUGAUGAUGGAUUCAUCAAUCAGUUGGUGACGAACCAAAGGUCGCCGUUGAGAUCUAGUAGAAGGCUUCCGAUAUUUGAAGAAAUUUCUCAAUUUAGAGAUCAAUUGGCUUGUUGAUCCAUUAGAAUGAAUUUCUUCUUUUUGUUAUUUUAGUAUACGUGAGAGAUAGAGACAGUACAAGAAGAAAAGUGAAUGAUUGGGUUAAGAUUUAAGAAGACGAAAGAGACUCGUCUUCUUGUGUGUUGUAUAGUUGUUAGAGAGAGAUCACAUUUUUUCUUUGUUUGUGCAAUUGUUUUGUUCAAUAAUGCACUACAUCAACGUCAACAAUUUUGUUCAUAUUUUUAUUAAGGCUUAAACAUUUUGAUACUGAA
This is a messenger RNA of Cucumis sativus (cucumber), 1338 nucleotides long. Its product is annotated as protein SULFUR DEFICIENCY-INDUCED 1. Bases 188 to 1084 code for a protein of 298 amino acids. Gene Ontology annotation, molecular function: protein binding. The record is from RefSeq and is a predicted model, not a curated record. The transcript is spliced from 4 exons. NCBI's taxonomy places the organism in Eukaryota, Viridiplantae, Streptophyta, Magnoliopsida, Cucurbitales, Cucurbitaceae.